UAUGGAGCAGCAAUGAGUCUAUCUCAAAUAAAUUUGUUUUGGUCAUUCGUUGUUUCGAGUGUUUCUAUUGGAGCUAUUAUUGGCUCCUUAUUAACAAGAUAUGUGGCCGAACGCUUUGGCCGUCGCAAUGGUCUCUUAGCGAAUGGCAUAAUGAAUGUUUUUGGUGCAUUAAUAGUGACGUUAACAAAAACGUUACAAUCGCCUGAACUGUUAAUACUUGGUCGAAUUAUUCUGGGUGUUAGUAUGGGUCUUACGUCGGGUCUUGUACCGAUGUACUUGAUGGAGAUUACCCCAAUGCAACAUCGAGGCGUAGCUGGCACUGUACACAUGGUUGCUGUUUCAUUCUCUGAUUGGUUCUCUCUGUUGAUCGGUCUCCCCGAAGUUAUGGGUAGCGAUAGUCUUUGGCCUUUGGCAUUCGGCUUCCCCGGUUUACAAGCAUUUGCACUUUGCAUUGUACUUCCGUUCUGUCCAGAAAGUCCCAAAUAUUUAUUGGCUGUGUCACACAAUGAGAAAUUGGCGCUUAAUUCAGUGCGAAAACUAGUGGAUGAAGAGAAUGCAGAACCUUUUUAUGAUGCAAUCGUCAGAGAAAUAACAACUUCUGAGGUGAAAAAAGGAUCUUGUCUUGACUUAUUGCGUCGCAGUGAUCUACGAAUUCCAAUGAUUGUAUCUGUACUGAUGAUGUUGUCACAACAGUUCACCGCAUGUACUGUUAUAUUCGCGUACAGUACAGAUAUGUUCAAGAAUGCCAAAUUAAGCGCCAGCGCAGCCCGAUACAGUACUCUCGCAAUCGGUAUUGUCUACUUUAUAUUUGCAUGUUUUGCACCGUUGCUGAUCGAACGAGUUGGUAGAAGGUGUUUAUCAAUAUUCCAACUUAUCUCGUGUAAUAUCGCCCUCAUACUUCUCGCUGUCUUCACUGCAAUCGAAAAUCACGCUACGGUAAUUUUGGCUUAUGCGAAUAUCUAA
Anisakis simplex (herring worm) is the source of this 963-nucleotide messenger RNA. The record is from the annotation of a GenBank genome assembly. Lineage: Eukaryota; Metazoa; Nematoda; Chromadorea; Rhabditida; Anisakidae.